UGUCGCGGGGACACGAAACCUCCCCGGAGCCGCAGUCGCCGCGCCGGGCGGCCUGGGAAAGUCACCAGUCAGCAGCGCAGUGGCGGGAACCGCAGCCCGGCGGCCCUGGAACCUCCCAGGCCUCACACUGCUCAGCCAGAUCUGCUCACCUGUGAAUCAGAAAAACAAGCCAUGGACGGUGAAGAGAGAGGAGACAGUAGCCAAGCUUGAUGUGAAAUAUCAAGAAGAGUUCUGGUAUUUAUUGCUGAGACAGAAACUCAGAGAAGACCAAUAGGAAGAAUGGAUGACUCUCCUAUAAAUGCAGCCCAGGGUCAGUUGACAUUCCAGGAUGUAGCUGUGGACUUCUCCCAUGAAGAGUGGGAAUGUCUGGACUCCGCUCAGAGAGCUUUGUACAUGGAUGUGAUGUUGGAGAAUUACAGCAAUCUAGUCUUUUUAGACAACCAUCACAUGUGUGUUGAAUAUAAGAAUGACCUUCACCAUGGCUCAAAGCAUAUUGUCCAUGAUUAUGUGAAUAUCCAAGAGAAGGCUUUUAAAUGUAAUGAUCUUUGCAAAGUUAUACAUGAAUUUUUUACAUGUACACCUUAUGACACAAGUGAUACUGUAGAUGCCUCUGUUGAAUUAUUAAACUCAACCAGACAAAGAAGUGGGAACACGGGAGAAGAACCUUCCAAAUAUAAGGACUGUAUAAACUGUUUAAAUUUGUGUUCCAUCAUUAGCCAAAAUCUACGAAUCCACACUGGAAAGGAAGAACACAAAAAUACAGAGAAUGAUAAAUCUUUUGACUCUAGACAAAAACUCACACUGGAAGGACUCCACAAUGGAAAGAAACCACAGCAAUGCCAGAAAUGUAGAAAAUGCUUCAAGACAUGCUCAAUCCUCAGUAGACAUAAAGGAUCUCAUACAGAGGAGAAACCGUAUAACUGUACAGAAUGUAGUAAUUUCUUUCUGCUUCUAUCACAACUCAAAGUACAUAACAACAUCCAUUAUGGAGAAAAACCCUACAAAUGUACUGAAAGUAGUAAGUGCUUUUAUGAUUCAUCAGAAUUUAAAAGACAUUACAGAAUCCAUCCUGGAGAGAAAAUUUACAAAUUUACUGAUUAUGGCAAGUCCUUCAUUUGCUGCUCAGAUCUUGGAAAACAUCAGAAACUUCAUAGAGGAGAGAAGUCUCCUGAAUGUAAGCAAUGUAGUAACUUCUACAUUUUGUCACACCUUGAAUACCAUGAUAGUAGCCAUAAUGGAGAGAAACUUGAUGGAUUCAAUGAAUGUGACAAAUCCCUUUCCAUUGCUUUAGGUGUUAAAACAGAUCAGAGGAUUCACACAGGAGAGAAACCUUACAAAUGCACUGAAUGUGGUAAAUCUUUUUUUCAGAAAGCCAAACUUAAAACACAUCAAAGAAUUCAUACAGGGGAAAAACCUUACAAGUGUGGGGAAUGUGGCAAAUGCUUUACCCAGCAGACACAUCUAAAAACCCAUCAGAAACUUCAUACUGGGGAGAAGAAUUACAAAUGUAAUGAAUGUGACAAGUCUUUUUUCCAGAAAGACCAUCUUAGGAGACAUCAGACAAUUCAUACUGGAGAGAGGCCUUAUAAAUGCACUGAAUGUGAGAAAUCCUUUGCCCGUAGUUCAUAUCUUAGAUUGCAUCAGAAAUUUCAUACAGGUGUGAAACCAUACAAAUGCAGUGAAUGUGGGAAAGGCUUUACUAGUAGUUCAUCUCUUCGAUUGCAUCAGAACAUUCACACAGGUGAGAAGCCUUAUAAAUGUAGUGAGUGUGAGAAAUCCUUUACCAGUAGUUCAUACCUUAAAUUGCAUCAAAACAUUCAUAAGGGUGAGAGACCUUACAAAUGUAAUGAAUGUGGCAAAGGGUUUAUCCAGAAACAACAGCUGAGGAGACAUCUGACAGUUCAUACAGGAGAGAGGCCUUAUAAAUGUAGUGAGUGUGAGAAAUCCUUUUCAGUUGGUUCAGAUCUUAGAAGCCAUCAGAAAAUUCAUACAGAAGAAAAUCCUUACAAAUGUAGUGAAUGUAAGAAAUCCUUUAGCAGUAGUUCAUCUCUUCGAUUGCAUCGGAAAUUUCAUACUGGUGAGAGACCGUAUAAAUGUAAUGAAUGUGGCAAAGAUUUUGUUCAAAAACAACAGCUUUUGAGACAUCAAACAAUUCAUACAGGAGAGAAGCCUUAUAAAUGUAGUGAAUGUGAGAAAUCCUUUUCACUUGGCUCAGAUCUUAGAAGCCAUCAGAAAAUUCAUGCAGAAGAGAGUCCUUACAAAUGCAGUGAAUGUCAGAAAUCCUUUAGCAGUAGUUCAUCUCUUCGAUUGCAUAAGAGAAUUCAUACAGGUGAGAAACCUUACAAAUGCAGUGACUGUGACAAAUCAUUUAUCCAGAAACACCAACUUAGAAGACAUCAGACAAUGCAUACAGGAAAGAGGCCUUUUAAAUGUAGUGAUUGUGAGAAAUCCUUUACCAGUAGUUCAUCUCUUCAAUUGCAUCAGAACAUUCAUACAGGUGAGAGACCUUACAAAUGUAAUGAAUGUGGCAAAGGGUUUAUCCAGAAACAACAGCUGAGGAGACAUCUGACAGUUCAUACAGGAGAGAGGCCUUAUAAAUGUAGUGAGUGUGAGAAAUCCUUUUCAGUUGGUUCAGAUCUUAGAAGCCAUCAGAAAAUUCAUGCAGAAGAGAAUCCUUACAAAUGCAGUGAAUGUAAGAAAUCCUUUACCAGUUGUUCAUCUCUUCAGUUGCAUCAGAGAACUCAUACAGGUGAGAAACCUUAUAAAUGCAAUGAAUGUGAGAAAUCCUUUACCAGUGGGUCAUAUCUUAGAAUACAUCAGAAAUUUCAUACAGGAGAGAAACCUUACAAAUGUGGUGAAUGUCAGAAAUCCUUUACCACUGGCUCAUAUCUUAGACUGCAUCAGAAAAUUCAUAGAGGUGAGAAACCUUACAAAUGUAGUGCAUGUGAUAUAUCCUUUAUCAAGAAACAACAUCUUAAGAUACAUCAGAAAAUUCAUACUUGGGAGAAACCUUAUGAAUGCAGUGAAUGUGGUAAAUGCUUUAACCUGAAAGUCAAACUUAGAGAACACCAGCAAAUUCAUAAAGGAAAGAAACCUACAAAUGUAAUGAAUGUGGCAAAUGCUUUAUAUAGAAAUGCCAACUUUGAACCCAUCAGUGAAUUUAUACAGGAGAGAAACCUUACAAAUGCAGUGAAUGUGACCAAUCUUUUACCGGUAGGUCAUAUGUUAGAAUGCAUCAGAUAAUUCAUACAUUACAAAUGUAGUGAAUGUGAGAAAUCCUUCACCAGUGGCUCAUACCUUAGAUUUCAUCAGAAAUUUCAUACUAGAGAGAAACGUUACAACUGUUGUUAAUGUGAGAAAUCCUUUACCACUGACUCAUAUCUUAGGCUGCAUCAGAAAAUUCAUAGAGGUGAGAAACCUUACAAAUAUAUUGCAAGUGGCAAAGACUUUACCUGCCUCUCAUGUCUAAGAAAACAUCAAAAAAUACAUUCUGUGGAGAAAGUUUCCAUAGUAAAGACAUAUCCAAGCUAUGUCUUUAGGGACCACUAAAGACUCUACACUAGAAAAUCAUUUUGAACAUGAAAAACUUGUGAAACCCUUUAAGUGAUGUUCAUGUCUUAGAAAAUAUCAAAAGUUCAUACUGAGGAAAAUUCUAAAAAUGUGGCAAUGUACAAAAAUUUUCUGUAAAACAUACUAUUUCAACUGCAAAUAUUUUAUAAUGAAUACAAAAUGGAGAAACCUUAUGAAUAUGCUCUUGUGUAGCUAGUUCCUGGAGACUAAAAGAUUCCAUCCUAAAGGGAAACUGAUUAAGAUAGGAAAUAACCACGCAAUAGCUUCAAGAAGUAUCUGAAUCUCACAGGAUUCACUGUGUUUAACACCCAUGAAGAAACUCAUGCCAAUUAUGCUUCUUAGAUGAGGCUUUAAUUGAGCCACAAAGAUAGGGCACCCUUUAACCUAUGGGAAUACCUGCAGGUGGGCAGUGUGUUCCAGGUGUCCAGUAUUCAUAAUCUACAUCUCAUGCUAGGUUGGAGUUUCAUGGGGGCAAUUAUCUUUGAGUCCCCUUUAUCCCUAUAAAUGGCUUCUUGGUAGCCAUAUGUUUAUUUGGGACGCCAGCUCACAAAUAAAAACAGGGAGACUUAUUAUUAAUUAUGAAAGCUUGGCCUAUACUUUAGGCUUGUUCCUAACUAGCUCCUAUAUCUUAAAUUGUCCCAUUUUUUAAAUCUAUGUACUAGCACGUGGCUUUUUACCUUUCAUUCUGUACCUCCAACUCAUUCUGCAUCUUGCUGGCAUCUCCUCUGCAUGCCUAGAUUCAUCCCCAGUUCUAUUUCCCAGAAGUCCUGCCUAUUCUCCCUACCUAGCUAUUGACCCUUUAGCUUCUUAUUAAACCAAUCACAGUGACACAUCUUUGCACAGUGUAAUCAUAUUUUGCAACACUCCAUAUUCCUAUAAUCCAGUAAAGCUCAUUGAUUUAACAAGAUGGAUUUCAGUGGCAUCCAGUUGUUAGUCCCCAUUUGGGUGGUUAAACACAUGCAUAUUUUGUGUUUUCCCCAGGAAACAACUCUCGUGAAACAUGUGCUGAUCUUAUUCCUCCAAAUUGCAUGUACACCAGAAAAAUGAUAGUAGAGAAAGUAUUUGAGUCAACUAAAUUAGGGAAGAUUGUUGGUGCUCACUGCUCCAAGCUUGCUGCCAUAGUAGUACCUGGUCUGGUUAAAGGAGCUCAACACAGACAGAACUUACAGGCUUACAGAGCCUCAGAAAAGAGGCUGCUUUCUUUGUAGCAUUCAGAGAGAGAGCAGUCUGCAGGGGGACAAAUGAAAAUAUGUCUACCAAACUGUCAGAGACAUAUUCCAAACUGGGCUGUGUCUAUGCAUUCCUCUAAUGCUUAGACUCUGUGAUUCACUCAUGCUUUAAUGAACCCCAGAACAUUGCUGCUCAUGGGCAAGUAUGAACACUAUUGCAUCCUUGUUUCUUGUUUUACCUUAGAAAUUCUACUCUAUAAGCCUCCCCCACAAACGAUUGAAUUUCAGCUCUUUUUGUUAAAUCCUUUAAGCAACCGUAAUAUUGUAGACAUACUAGAAAAUUCAUCAUGAAAUAAAUCUUAAGAAAAUGCUUUAAUAAAGACUUACUUUCAGCUUCA
This is a messenger RNA of Peromyscus californicus insignis, 5137 nucleotides long. RefSeq names its product zinc finger protein 271-like. Gene Ontology annotation, biological process: regulation of immune system process; negative regulation of transcription by RNA polymerase II; regulation of cytokine production. The coding region runs from base 280 to 3243 and encodes 987 amino acids. NCBI's taxonomy places the organism in Eukaryota, Metazoa, Chordata, Mammalia, Rodentia, Cricetidae. The transcript has 5 exons. The record is from RefSeq and is a predicted model, not a curated record.